AUGUCAAGAACAAUCACCACCUUUGCGGAAGAAUCGCACACAUCAUUGAAUCUCAAAGUGCUUGCUACUUCCUCCCCCGAGGCUCUCGUAGAUCAAGCCACCAAAAAGUUAUUGGCUGCAGGAAUACAGCUCAUCGAAUUCAGGUACCAACUAUAUCGUCGCAUGGGUGUUCCUGCCGUCGUAAUGAACCCUUGCUAUCUGGUAGACGAUGACCGGCUGGACGAAGCCAGCAACAUCGUCGCAGAUUUAGGCCUCCCACUUACUUCCCCUUUAUUGACGAAUGCAAAUACCGAAGGCAAAUUCGUAACGCUGAGCCGGCUGCACCGCAUCACAACCAGCACCGCACCAGGCUCACAACAAUUCCUGCAGCUCCUACCCGCCUCAUUUACAGGCUUCGCGCCCUCCGAUCUCAUCCCUUCCCCGUCCUCCGAAGCAAGAAUCCGCAUACCGAGGGAAUCGGCCGUCUACGCCUGUCUUCUCCGCAUCCUAGCUCUCUCUCCAAGACAUGAUCCGACACGGCGACAGGCGUUGAGCGAUUUGUCGAUGCUAACGAUGUACCAUAUGUAUGGUAUGGAGGGGUACUCUGAAGAUGACGACAACCUCGCUCCUGAGGAUGACCCAGCGAUACAGGGAGCCCUGGCGAGAGUGCGCGAGUGGAGCUGGAAUAGGGAGUGGCGUGCAGGCGAGGAGUGGAUAGGCGACCUGUUGUACGCCUUCGUCCAGGGUGAUUAUCAGGACGCCUAUAUUCCAUGGUCUGAUUGA
Pleurotus ostreatus (oyster mushroom) is the source of this 762-nucleotide messenger RNA. RefSeq lists its product as uncharacterized. The transcript is spliced from 2 exons. The record is from RefSeq and is a predicted model, not a curated record. Bases 1 to 762 code for a protein of 253 amino acids. Lineage: Eukaryota; Fungi; Basidiomycota; Agaricomycetes; Agaricales; Pleurotaceae.